GCGUUGGAUCUGUAUGGCGGAAUAGCGAAGGGCGGAAGAGGAGAAGCGGAAGAAUAAAAUAAUACAGUCGCCUUUCAAAAUUCAGUCUUCGCGGUUGACCAUGGCGUCUGCGGCCUGGGAGGAAGAAGACUGGGAGCUGUGCAACGACGACGGUUUCGUUUACAAGAGGAAGAAGAGAAGACAAGACACCACACCACCACCACUACUGGCUACGGAUCCGGAGGCGGAGCAGAGGCUACUCAAGGAGAGGAAGAAGAGGUCGCUCCUAAAGUUGAAAAAUCAGUACCAGAGAGAGAUCGAUCAGUGGGAACGUAUGACCCACACGCUCCAGGCGAUGGAGAAUAGGACCCAACCUCAACCUCAGACUCAACCAUCUUCUCCUCCUCCUCCAUCUUCGUCCAUGUUCUCUUCUCGCCAUUCGGACUCCGCUUUCCGCCAAUUGAUUGACGACCUACUCUUACAGGCGGAAGGGCAGGAAGCUAUUCUUCAGGAUCUUUCAAACCUUUGUGACCACGCAGAAAACCUAUGCAAUGCAGAAGAGGAACGCCUGAAGCAGCCCUUCAUCGACCUUCCCGUAUGGGAAACCCCUGGUGCCCUCAUGGAUUUUUUCUGUGACGAGUCUCAAGACUGAUUUUCCAUCUUUCAUCCUUUUUCCUCUCGCCUUUCUAACUACCUCAUGAACUGAACAAGAACUCACCCUACAAAGCAUCAUAUAAAAAACAGCUGUUUGUGAUCUGGGAUGGUGGGGUUAUGAAGGUUACCAAUUGAUGCGUUUGUGUGAACUGGGGGAAAUCAGGUUGCUGGGAUCUUCAGUGCCACUGGUAAUGCUCAAGAUGAUUUGUAUUGAUGUAAUUUUCGUGUUCAGAUUAUGGGGUUGUCUUGUGAAAGGGGUGGUAGGCUCUGGUUUUCUUGCUCUUUGUAUUUUGUAAAGGGUUUGGCUCUCCCUUUGUUGCUACCUUUGUAGUCUUCUUGAUGAAAUAUUUGAUGGAAAGCUUUAACUGGGUUAACACCAGUAAAUGAGUUCUGCA
This is a messenger RNA of Macadamia integrifolia, 1028 nucleotides long. RefSeq lists its product as uncharacterized. The record is from RefSeq and is a predicted model, not a curated record. NCBI's taxonomy places the organism in Eukaryota, Viridiplantae, Streptophyta, Magnoliopsida, Proteales, Proteaceae. The transcript has 2 exons. The coding region runs from base 101 to 631 and encodes 176 amino acids.